AUGCCGGACAUCAAGGUGCACGUCUCGCCGAGCUGCCGCAUGUUUUUUCACGAAGACGACUUUGAGGUUGAGCACUUGCGCCAAGGCUGCUGCACGUACUGCUGGGAAAAACCUGCCUCGCUGCUGAGAACUUCCAGUCAAACUCUGCUGAUUGCGAUCAUUGUGCCCGAAGAAGCCGAGAUCACGCGCCUCGCAGCGUCUUUGGUUGUGACGGGCACCUUUGCUGAGCUCUGUGCGCAUGCCGCCAUCAACGAAGCGGUCCUUCGCGACAUUGUGGCUGUCGGAAAGAAGGGAAAGCUCCACGGUUUCGAGCUGAUCAAGGCGCUGCUGCUGCACCCUGAGCCGUUUACGAUUGAAAACAACCUCGCAACGCCGACGUUCAAGGUCAAGCGCAGCGAGGUCAAAAAGGUAUUUGGCGCCGAAAUCCAAGCGCUGUACGCCAAGACGGGCGACGUUGUCGCGGGUAAAAACGUCAGCCAACACUAA
Saprolegnia parasitica CBS 223.65 is the source of this 486-nucleotide messenger RNA. RefSeq lists its product as hypothetical. Lineage: Eukaryota; Oomycota; Saprolegniomycetes; Saprolegniales; Saprolegniaceae. Gene Ontology annotation, cellular component: membrane; endoplasmic reticulum. Gene Ontology annotation, molecular function: long-chain fatty acid-CoA ligase activity. The record is from RefSeq and is a predicted model, not a curated record. Gene Ontology annotation, biological process: long-chain fatty acid metabolic process. The transcript is spliced from 2 exons. The coding region runs from base 1 to 486 and encodes 161 amino acids.